CUCCUUCUCUCUCUCUCUCUCUCUCUGCAGACAGCAACAGCGUCCUGUGAUUUACCCUGAUGCUUUAAACUUCCAGUGACUGAUCAAACUGGGAUACGAUCUGAUCUGAGCCCACAACCACUUGACUUAUCAGGAAACCUGUGCAAGUGUCUGUCUCCUGGAUUCAGUUUCUCUUACUCUCUUCAUCUCUCACAUGCUCAAGCCAUGCUGAGAGGUGAAUUGUGGGAUUCGGUGAUUGCCAUGGUGCUAUGGGCCGCCUGGCUGCCCUCCUGUCUCAGCCAGACCCCCUCUCCAUCUCAUGAUGGGAAAAUGAAGUUUCGUCUGGCCGGAUACCCUCGCAAACACAAUGAAGGGAGAGUGGAAGUGUUUUACAGUGGAGAGUGGGGAACUAUCUGCGAUGAUGACUUCACCUUGGCCAACGCUCAUGUUCUGUGUCGUCAUCUAGGGUUCGUGGAGGCACUAAGCUGGUCGCACAGUGCCAAGUAUGGACCGGGCAAUGGUAAAAUCUGGCUUGAUAAUGUCAUGUGUGGAGGAACGGAAAACAGCAUAGAGAAAUGUGUGUCCCGAGGCUGGGGGAACAGCGACUGCACGCACCAAGAGGACGCAGGGGUUGUCUGUAAAGACGAGAGACUUCCGGGCUUUGCAGAAUCCAACAUCAUUGAGAUGCAGGUGGAUAAAAACCGUAUGGAGAAGAUUCGUCUGCGUCCCCUCUCAGGUGCCCAUGCCGGCCGUAUGCCUGUGACGGAGGGAGUGAUAGAGGUGAAGUUUAAGGACGGAUGGGGUCACAUCUGCAACACUGGCUGGACCACCAAGAACUCUCGAGUGGUGUGUGGCAUGAUGGGAUUCCCUUCCCAGAGAACUACGGCCAAGAAGCCAAGCAGUCACCAGAGUGUGUACAAGAUCCACUCAGUGGCCUGCACAGGAAAUGAGGCUCAUCUUUCAGCAUGCACGAUGGAGUUCAGUAAAGCAAACUCUAGCGCCCCCUGUCCCAAUGGAGGAGCUGCUGUAGUCAGCUGUGUGCCCGGGCCACUGUUCACACAGGCCAGAGCACGUCGAGUCAAGCUCAAUCCAAUGUCUCAGGUGCGUCUGAAGGGCGGUGCAAAGGCAGGUGAGGGCCGUGUGGAGGUCCUGAAGGGGAGCGAGUGGGGUACAGUGUGUGACGACCGCUGGAACCUGCAGUCCGCCAGCGUGGUGUGUAGAGAUCUGGGCUUCGGCACCGCUAAAGAGGCUCUGACUGGAGCGCGAAUGGGCCAAGGCAUGGGUCCCAUCUACAUGAAUGAGGUUCAGUGUCGUGGUGAUGAGAAGAGCCUGUGGGACUGUCCUCAUAAGAGCAUCACUGCUGAAGACUGCAAACACAUGGAGGACGCCUCCGUCAUCUGCAACAUUCCCUACAUGGGCUUCGAGAAAACGAUCCGCCUGACAGGGGGUCGGACGCGGUUGGAGGGGAGGGUGGAGCUGCUGCUCUCUACAGGCAGUGAGAUGAGGGACUGGGGUUUGAUCUGUGGGGACGGAUGGACGUCUCGGGAGGCCAUGGUAGUGUGCAGACAGCUGGGGUUGGGACAUGCCAGCAGUGGCCUGAGAAUCCGUAUGGUGGGGGGCAGGACGGAUCACGAGGGUCGCGUGGAGGUUCAGGUCAAGUCCAGGUGGGGAACUAUAUGCAGUGACAAAUGGACCACAAGAGAAGCCAUGGUGGCGUGCAGACAGUUAGGCCUCAGAUACUGCCUGCAUGCUAUCACUGAAACGUGGUACUGGGACAGCAGUAACGUGACGGAGAUGGUUCUGAGCGGAGUGAAGUGUAAGGGAGAUGAGAUGACUCUGACCGACUGUCAGCAUCAUCCUGUCAUCAGCUGCAAAAGAGCGGGAGCGCAGUUCUCCGCUGGCGUCAUCUGCUCAGACACGGCUUCGGACCUGGUGCUGAACGCUCCAUUGGUGGAGCAGAGCGUUUACAUCGAGGACCGACCCUUGCACAUGCUGUACUGUGCAGCAGAGGAAAACUGCCUCGCCAAAUCAGCUGCUCAAGCCAACUGGCCAUACGGCCACCGUCGCCUGCUACGCUUCUCCUCCCAGAUACACAACAUCGGCAAGGCUGACUUCAGACCACGGCUCGGCCGCCACUCAUGGGUGUGGCACGAAUGCCAUAGGCACUAUCAUAGUAUGGAUAUCUUCACCUAUUAUGACCUGCUGUCUCUAAACGGGACCAAAGUGGCAGACGGACAUAAAGCGAGCUUCUGCCUGGAGGACACCGAGUGCCAUGAAGGUGUUUCAAAGCACUAUGAAUGUGCUAACUUCGGUGAGCAGGGCAUCACAGUGGGCUGCUGGGACUUGUACAGACAUGAUAUCGACUGCCAGUGGAUUGACAUCACGGAUGUUAAACCAGGAAACUACAUACUACAGGUCGUUAUAAACCCCAACUUUGAGAUAGCUGAGAGUGACUUCACCAACAACGCUAUGCGAUGCAACUGCAAAUACGAUGGCAACCGUGUCUGGUUGCAUAAAUGUCAUCUUGGUGAUUCAUUCAGUGAAGAGGCUGAGAAAGAAUUUGAGCAUUAUCCUGGGCAGCUCAACAACAAGAUCUCAUAAUAUAUAUUUUUUUGUGAACAAACCCAGUGAACUCCAAUAACCACGUGGCUCUGGACAAAGAGAAACUUUAAUCACUUAACGUUACUAUUUAUUCUCAUUUGAAUCCAUUGUUACUGUGGUCGAAUCACGUGUUUAUAUUAGGUCAUCAGAAAUGAUCAUGUAGCCAAGGGCCUGAGACAGAACAGAGCUGUGAUUGUGGCCUGGGCUUUUGUCAGUGCGAAUGCAAGUGGUUGAGCAGUGGCUAUACACUU
Rhinichthys klamathensis goyatoka is the source of this 2831-nucleotide messenger RNA. It is a transcript of the gene loxl3a, whose product is annotated as lysyl oxidase-like 3a. Gene Ontology annotation, molecular function: protein-lysine 6-oxidase activity; copper ion binding. Gene Ontology annotation, cellular component: membrane. The record is from RefSeq and is a predicted model, not a curated record. Lineage: Eukaryota; Metazoa; Chordata; Actinopteri; Cypriniformes; Leuciscidae. Bases 205 to 2580 code for a protein of 791 amino acids. The transcript has 15 exons. Gene Ontology annotation, biological process: peptidyl-lysine oxidation.